ACCCCACUGCAGGUGCUGAGAUAACAUGAGAGAUGGAAUGGCUUACUCUACACUGGACAGUGAGGUCCCCGAACUAACAGCCCCUCCCUUGGGGUGGGGAGGAGCUAAGGGCUCUUCUCAGCGAAGCUUUUCCUCUUUGUUUGCCUCUGUGUACUGGAUGUUUCUCCUGCAGCCAUUAGGCCCAGGCCGAGCCAACAGGGAGACAGCCGGCCAUGGGCACCUGCUCAGAAGACCCCGACCUGUGCAGGGCCUCCUGGCUCCUGGGAUUCACCAGCCUCCUCCUCAGAGUCUGCAGCGCUGUGACCCAGAGUGCUGGAGCCCAUGGUUCUGGAGUUGAGGAUUCUGGAAUCCCUGUUUCUCUGAAGGGGACUCAAGGAGGUUCUGUGUGGUUUCAUGUGAUCAGAAAUCCAGAAUUACCUCCAGAGGUCGAGCUGGAGAAGAUUUCUUGGGGCAAUGUAUCCAGGGCCAACUACAUAGUCAUGCUGCACGUGUUUCCUGGGAGAGAUGUUCCAGAAUGGGUCAACUUCCAGGACAAGUUUGAGAAGAGGGUCCAUGUGCUCAACAUAACGACCCUGAGGAUUGACAACCUGACCCUUGAGGACAGUGGGCGGUACCGGGCUCGAGAGUCCUACAGGCAAGGAAGACAAUAUGACCAGGAUUUCCGCCUGAGGGUCUAUGAGCCCGUGCCCCUUCCCCAGAUCCGGGGCACCGUUCUGUCCCUCACACCAGCCUGGUGCAACGUCACUGUGGAGUGUGACGCCAACGGAACCAGGGAGGACCUGACCGUGACCUGGGAGAGCGAGGGUCUCUCCAGGGAGCUGGAGCAGAGACCCGCCCCAGGACCAGCCCCCAAUCCCUGGACCAUGGCUGUGAACCUGCCCCCGAGCCAGCCCAGCACCAGCCUCACCUGUGUGGUCAGCAACCAGGUGGACCAGAAAACUGCCACCCGGGACCUUGGGGACGUCUGUGGCCACGAUUCAGAUGGACAAGCCCUCCGUGCCCACGAGGGAGUCAUCCAGUGGAUUGUUGUUCUUGUGCUUGUGAUCCUUGGAGAUCUGCCGUGACUUUGUGUGACACGUAUGAAGAUGAAGAACGUGGAGCCUGGGAGAGGCAGGUUGCAGUUCUUUCUGUGCCCACUGGACCCUGGGUUCCCUCUCUCCUGCAUUUUGCUGCUCAGAGAAUAUCCCUGCAGGGGGCUGGCUGGUGUGGCCAUGGCUGUGGGGAUCGUUGAGUGGGGGAGGGUCCAGGUUUCCAGGCUCCAUCUGUGUAUGACUCAGGUGCAGGAUGGCAGGAGGGGAGAAGGGACCUUGAUAUUGGCAUAUAGUAUAGAAAGCAGGAGUCUGGAGACCCCAGAGACAAGGUGAGGCUGGGAGAGGACGCAGCCUGGGUUCUCCCAAGUCCCUCUGCCUGGCUGUGCCUGUCAACCCCAGUCAUCUCAGGUUCUGCCCUCUGUGCCUCUCUAACCAUUUGCAGACUAUGAAGUAUUAACUAAGAAAAUUCUCCUGGAGUCCCAUGCAGUGCUGGGCGCUGGGGGAGGUCACGUCAGCAGAACUGGGUCUGUGUGGGUUGCUCUGUGGCCUCUCUGUUCCUCAGCUGUUCCAGGAACCCUCUGCCUGCAUUCCAGGGUUCGGAUUUUGAAAUAUUGUGGAGUUCCUUGAGAAAUUUUGGACUGAGGUUGUAAUUUUAUUUUAUUUUAUUGUUUUAAAGAUUUUAUUUAUUUAUUUGACAGAGAGAGACACAGCAAGAGAGGGAACACAAGCAGGGGGAGUGGGAGAGGGAGAAGCAGGCUUCCUGCCGAGC
Messenger RNA from Zalophus californianus (California sea lion), 1800 nucleotides. RefSeq names its product SLAM family member 5-like. The transcript is spliced from 4 exons. NCBI's taxonomy places the organism in Eukaryota, Metazoa, Chordata, Mammalia, Carnivora, Otariidae. Bases 213 to 1064 code for a protein of 283 amino acids. The record is from RefSeq and is a predicted model, not a curated record.